Messenger RNA from Paramecium octaurelia, 1510 nucleotides. The record is from the annotation of a GenBank genome assembly. NCBI's taxonomy places the organism in Eukaryota, Ciliophora, Oligohymenophorea, Peniculida, Parameciidae.
AGAUACUGUACUAUUAUCCCUGAAAAAAGACAGGUUUCAAAGAUUUCAGGAUUGAAGAGGAUGUUAGAUGAGUGUGGAAGGGUGCUCUAAGUGACACACAAUCUCUGGCUAAAAAAAAAUAGAAGAAAAAUUUGACAGCAAUUUACAGUGCAGAAUAGGGUUUAUUACUGUUAGGAUGCUUUAGAGGAGGCUUUUAUAAUUAUUAACAGUUAAUAAUCGAAUUUUAAAUCCUCGUUUCGGCAGGAUUUUAAAUUAAAUUGAUUUAAUUUAUAAAUGAAUUCUAGAGACCCUCCUAGUAAAAUAUUGUUAUUGAUCAUAACUUACUUGCCUCAAUCCUUCCCACUAACUAAUGAUUUUUUGUUUGAGACCUUUAAGUAGUAUGGGGAAGUCAAGAAAAUAUUAAUUUUCGAAAGGGGAAAAACUAACAAAGCAUUUGUAGAGUACAACGAAGUUAAACAUGCUAUUUCAGCAAGACGUAAUAUGAUAGGAAAAUCGCUCACUCCUUAGGGAGGCAGGUAACACUUUCAGUUAUAUUUAUACCAGAUUAUUGAUUCAUUAUUCUCGCUUGAAAUAGUUAGACUUAGAAGUGGUUGAUCACACCAGAGGCACCGAGUAUUGCUCUGAUGACGAAGAAACACAACCAGAAUAGAAAUAUCCUUUGAAAUCCAUGACUCUACCAAAUCCAAUCCCAAUUUCUCCUCCCUUAAUCAAGCCUCAAUCCAUCGAAUAGAUAUCGAAUAAUGGAAAUCAAUUCAAAGGGGCCUAAAAUAUUGUCCAAGAAUCGCCCACAAAAGCCAUGUAUUUAUUUAAAUGUAUUUUAUAGAAUGGAAACUCAAUUACGACAAUUGGAGAGAAUACUAGAUGACGACUAUGAAUAAGAAGUAGCCAAAAUUUCAUUGACUCAAUUGGAUUCCAAUGAUUUUGCUAUCCAAGAAUUAUUAAAUCAAUAACCUUCUAAAUUUUUAAGGGUUUCCAAUCUGGACGAAAGAGUCACUCCUAGGAUGUUGUACAAUCUAUUUAACAGAUUUGGACAUCUGGAAGCCUUAAUAUUAAAAAAACAUAUUCGUUAAUCAAUUCUAUAAUUUGUAAACAAAGAGAAUGCUAUCAUAGCCAAAGAAUUACUCAAUAAUGUUGUCUUUUUUGGAAAUGAGGUUAGACAUCUAAAUUUAUUAUCUUAGUUAAGAAUACUUUUCUAGAAUGCUCAAAAUUCAACCUUGUAGACUAACAACCCCAAUGAGGAAUAUUAUUAAGGAAGUCAAACCAAAUUUAAAAUCGUUCCCUUGACUAGAGUACUCUCAUUUUCUGGCAUUCCCUAAUUAUUAGAAAUUCAAGACAUGGUUAAAUUAGUUGGAAAGAUUCAAGGUAACCCCAUUUCUCAUCAUUAGAAAUCAAACUUGACUCUUAAGCCAUCUAAAUAACUAUGGUUGACAUUUAAGAAGCUUUAAAAGUGAUCUCAGUCUUUUCGGAGUAUGAUUAUAAAGGAAAUAAAAUUAGUUUGAAUUUAAAAUGA